Messenger RNA from Penicillium roqueforti, 552 nucleotides. RefSeq lists its product as uncharacterized. NCBI's taxonomy places the organism in Eukaryota, Fungi, Ascomycota, Eurotiomycetes, Eurotiales, Aspergillaceae. Bases 1 to 552 code for a protein of 183 amino acids. The record is from RefSeq and is a predicted model, not a curated record. The transcript has a single exon.
AUGCCCGACCAAACACACCCCGAAACAAAACAAACCCCCACCGAAACCAAAAAAAAACAAGCCGAAAGCCUAGCGGGUCUCCCCCCAAACACCCUCCACAUAAUCCUCUACAUUCGCUCCGACCCACCCCUCCCCAACGACUUCCACUGGGCCUUCUACCUGCACAAAGGCACAGCCACCACACCAGGCGGAACAAAGUACCACGCGCGCGGCAUCGGCGCCGGAUGGAUUCCCGGGCACGAGGCGACGGCGUCGAUAUUCGCCGAGAAUUUCCUGUGCGUGGUUAUUCAGAUCGCGAGAAUUCCGCCGGAGACGCAUGCGCGUGUCGAUGAGAUUAUGAGGAGUUAUGAUGGGUGUCUUAAUGCAAUUCCGGGGAUUACGUGUCGAGUGUGGAUACUCACUGUGCUGCGCGUGCUUGUUGAUGAAGGGUUUGUGCGCUGCGAUAUCGGGGAGUUGGAGAGGGAGUGUUUUGGGUUUGGGAAUGAGAAUAGUUUGACGGCUAGUGCUAAUUUGCAGCCGAGGCCGGUUUUUAAGUCGCGGGUUUCGUCUUGA